AUGGCUCAUCAUCAAGCGCGGACGGUGGCUAUGGAUCCGCCACAUAUCACUGAAUUUGCUUCCGAGCGUUACUUCGAAAAGUUAAGCCAGCUCAAUGCACACCAACAUCAGCACCAACAUCCUCCGACUCGAGACAAUCUUGAUGCCUCCACGUCGCCCUCGAGAUUUAUUCUUCCUCUACGAGAAACGAAAACCGCCGAUGUUGAACCUUUAAGGCCUCUUGACCAGAAGCGUGAUAAGUCAAGGUUUUUCGGCCUUCGCUCAAAGGUUUCGAUCCUCCACUCUAAAUCGAACGUAUCGUCUGGUCAUGCGCCUCGAGUUUCUGUUGAGACGCCGCAAAAAAGUGCUAGCUUUGAUCAGCUCUUCCUAGGACUUCCCAACGAAUUACAGAUUCAAAUCAUUUCUGCCCUCCCACUAACCGACGUCUUGAACCUCCGACUUGCCUCCAAAUCGUGGCAUGCUCUCGUCACUUUCAACGAAAACACUAUCGCUCGAUAUCAUCUUGAACAUCAUAUUCCCGCUUACGCCUCCCGCCUCUACCCCAUCACAGACCCGAGCGAGAUCAACUUCCAACAUCUAUGCGGUAUAUGGCAUCGAUUACACGUCGCUGCCAAGCUAGCCUUUCUGAUGUGUGAAUGGAUCACAAAAGAUAUCUUUCUUCGCCAAACUGAAGCUCAACGACUUGCAUUUGCACCUCAGAACGAGCGCAUGCGACGACGCCUAAUACCUCUUCUAUUUACCAUAUUUCACUUCUUCGAGACGUACAGGAAAUUGUACCUAAAGCGUAUGGAUGAGAACGGAGGAAAAGGAUUGAGACGGGAACCUUAUACUUUGAACCCCAUUGAAGCCGAAAUCAUGAGCAUGUACGACGACCAAACCUUAUUAAGGGUUCACGAAGUCUUUCCCCUUGUAAUAUCAUCCUUCUGUCGGAGACUCCGACCACCGACAUAUGUUGGUAGAGUCGAGCGAUCACUUCGUGGCUAUAUUCGAGAGAAACCGUCCGACGAUAUGCAUGUUGCCAUUUUGUGCAUUGGUGGACUCCGACAAGUCGAAAGGUUAUGGGAAAUCAAGGGCUACAACAGCAGGCGUGGUGCUGUCGACACAUGGUUUAAUGCUCUCACGAAAGAGGCGCCACCUACUGAACAGUCAACUUCGAAACCGAAACGAGGUCUUUUUGGACGCAAAAAAUCCACUAGUGAAGCUCGAUCGUCUGCUACUGGAUUGAACAAGGUCCGGAGUUCUGGCUCAAUAGAUGGGAAUAUGGAUUGGGAGACCAAUCUUGUCUUCAAUACGAGUUUAUCUGCUGGGGCUCCCAUGUCACCUCUGACCUUGCAACAGGCUCAGGCAUUACUCAGCGACCUUCCCGUACUGCAACAAAUAUGGCUCACAACAGCCGAAGCCUUGAUUCUUCAGCGUCGGGUUGUCGAGCGUCCACAGGAUAUCAAACGCAACCAACAAGUCAUGCUGGAUUUGAUCAGUGAAGAUGGACUGGUAGAAGAGGACGAAUGGUGGUACGGCCGCAGCAUUCCCGAUUCUGUGCGGCCUCCCGUCGGUGUCACUGAUGACGAUACGGAUUAA
This is a messenger RNA of Fusarium proliferatum ET1, 1578 nucleotides long. RefSeq names its product putative F-box protein involved in pathogenicity. NCBI's taxonomy places the organism in Eukaryota, Fungi, Ascomycota, Sordariomycetes, Hypocreales, Nectriaceae. Gene Ontology annotation, molecular function: protein binding. The coding region runs from base 1 to 1578 and encodes 525 amino acids. The record is from RefSeq and is a predicted model, not a curated record. The transcript has 2 exons.